GUUUGGAUGUUUGGCGGGCUAAAGCUAAACCGCUAACAAACUCGGACGGGGGUGCAAGGAAAAACUGUAUUCCGUGAGUAGUUCCUCAGGUAGGGAGAAGCUGAUUGCGUUAGAGUGAUGAUGGACGAGUCCAAAGACAGGCUGUACUCAGGAGCGCUGUCUCAGGCAGCCAAGAAGGUUCUGGCUGUUCUGUACGCUCAGAGCAGCCAGCGAUAUCCCAGGCAGAGGCAGUCAGCAGUGAGGAUUUGUGAGAGCCAGACUUGGCUUCAGAGCAGCAUGAACAUGACACAAGAAGAGAGAGAAGGCAGAGACACGCAGAGAGAAACCAGGCCAUGGCUCCAGCCCCAGGUGUCUUUGUCCUCCCCUCAUGACCACCUGCUGUCUCAGACCUCGUCCUGCUGUCAGCACAUGGAGACAUCAGAAACCUGCCCGUCAGAGCAGGCCUCCUCCUCCUCUUCCUCCUCCUGCUGGGGGUCAUCACUCCACAGGCACUGGCUUCAGAACCCUGCCUUUGGUCACAGGCCACAGGUUUAUUCCCACACACAGUUGUCCACAGGUCCAAUUCACCAGUCCAGCCCGUCUCCUAUCUUCAUGCAGGACGAGGUUUCGAAGAGGGUGAGGGAUUCCUCUCACAGAGAUGACUUCACCCUGACUCUCCAAACACCAGCCAGGUUUUUUAAACAUCAGUUUGAGGACACAGAGGACACGAGACCUUCCUUCGUCAACAGUGUUUCCACAGAUGACGAGAGUCCUGAUGUGGUUCUGGUCCCCACAGUGGAACACUCCAGUGUCCUUCAUACAGAACCAGCCUCUGAAUGCCAACAGGUCUCAUUCUGCUGUAGAACAAGUGUGGGUUCUACUGCCAACAGUCAAGGCACCGUCACAGAGAUGAAAGAAAAUACUGCAGCUGCAGACUGUUAUCCACAAUGUAAACCACCUGCAGAAGAGUCCAGACUGGAGAGACGUGGACAUGUUCACAGAGACACUGACCUGAUGGUGAAGGCAGUUAAAAUCCACCAAGAUGGAAAUGAAGAUGAGAAGGAAUUGAAGAAGCAAAUGGAGCUCAAACAGACCAAUAAAAUGAGACGAUCUCUAGUGUUGUGGACAUCAGAAGACAAAGACUUGUCUCCUGGUUGUAUACCUGAAGGACAUGAGGAUAAGGAAAAGCCAGUGAGUGACUACAAUAGCAGCGUGAAACAUAUCUCAGUGUCUUCAGAAAGAGAAACCAGCGAGGUCCUGAGUCAGAGCCUGGAUGAAAGAGCUGAGGAACCUCACAGUGUGAGAACAGUGGAGCUGACGAGAGAUGAGCAGGUCACUGCUGAAGUCAAGGCUGACUUUGAGAUUAGAAUUAAGGACAAAUGGACAACAGUCAGUCUCACCAACACCACAGAUGAGAAGGAGUCAGACCUUUCCAGGGCCCAACAAAGACAUGGACAGGGUCAGAUGAGUGGUGAGGAAAUCAAGGAGACGUCUAUUAAAGAUAGUGAGUCUAUGAUUCCACAUAUGGACAGAGGAGCAGAGAACACCUUCACAGGGGAUGCUGGGAAAAGUCUGACACAAGGGUUGUCCCCGGAAUGUCUCCAUCAGAACUCUGAUAACAUACAGAACAAGUCACUGACAAAAACCUUCCUGACAGCCCAGGACUCUAAGGAAAGAAAGUUGAGCCUUUUUUCUCCUCACCAAACUCCUCUACAUUCUUGUCCUCUGAUUCAUUCGUCCUCUCUGAAGAGGACACACUCAGACCCUCAGCUCCAGGACCACGAUGCUCCUCCUAACACCAACCCAAGCAGAUGUGGGUCAAAAUGGAAGCAGAAAAGAGUCGGUGAGCGUCGGAGCUUUGAAGCAGCAGAAGACACUGAGUCACCAUCCAAAGCUGGCUCCCUGAAAUACCUGACCUCUGACCCAAGAGUGAAGGACUCUGGGAAGCUCAACACAGAGGAGAAGCAGCAGAUGCUCAAGAGGGUUUCACAGUCUGAGACAGUGCUGCUCACCUUGGUGUUUCAGGAUGGCAGAACUCAGUUAGAGCCAGAACAGAAAGUCACUGCUCCAGUGUGUGGCCUCAUGAUGCUGAUCAUCUGGAAGGUUCUCACCCCCAGUGAGAGAUCAACAGACUCCCUUGGACCAAACGACAGCCUGGUUUACUUAAAACUACACAAACAAAAACCUGCCUGGGUCCAACACUCCAGCCAUCUGAGCCCGGAGCUCUUUACCAGAGAUGUGCUGCUGCAAGUGCUGUCAAGACCUGGGCUGGUGGUUUGUUACAAGGCCAAGGAUUUUCUUCGAACAGUUCUGCAGUUUUAUGAAGACGAACUUACUUGGAAACAAGUGGCGGGCUGUCACAUCCAGGACCCACAGGUGUCAGGGUGGCUGCUGGAUCCUGCUGAUCCCUCUUCCUGCUUCCAUGAUCUUCUCAAUAAACACUGUAAAAAAUACACUCCAUCAUCUACACCGGGAGCAAGGCCAGGGUCUCGGUUCAUCUCAGCUCUCUGCUCCCUCUACUGGCUGAAUCUUGAGCUGCGCUCUAAACUACAGAGUCACGGCCUGUGGGAGCUGUACUCACACAUGGAGCUGAACAUGAUCCCUGUUCUGGCAGCCAUGGAAAGUCAACACAUCCAUGUAGAUAAAGCUGCGCUGAGGGGAACUUCAGACCUGCUGGGUUCCAAGAUGAAGCAGUUGGAGCAGGAGGCUCACAGAGCAGCAGGACAAACGUUCCUCAUCACCAGCAACACACAGCUGAGAACAGUUCUGUUUGAGAAGCUGCGCCUCGACCUGCUCUGUGAGAACAAGAAACUCCCCAAGACCAUCAACAAGCAGCAGUCAACCUCUGAGGCUGUGUUGCUGCAGCUUCAGGACCUCCAUCCUCUACCAAAGAUCAUACUGGAGUACAGGCAGAUUCACAAGAUUAAGUCAACAUUUGUUGAUGGAAUUCUUUCGUGUAUGGAGAGAAAGAACCACAUCUCCUCCACGUGGUACCAGACCAGUGUGGUGACUGGGAGAAUCUCUGCCAAACACCCAAACUUCCAGGCCCUGCCCAGACAGCCUCUCCACAUCACAAAGAAGCAGCACAUCCAUGGAAAGGUGGAGGAGGUGGUGACCGUUCAUCCUCGAGCCAUGUUCAUCCCACAGAAAGGCUGGACCUUCCUGGCUGCAGACUUCUGCCAGGUGGAGCUGCGUCUUCUGGCCCAUCUGUCCUCUGACCCUGAGCUGCUGCGGAUUUUCACAGAGCCUCAGGCCGACGUCUUCACCCUGCUGGCGUCUCAGUGGAAAGGCCUGAGUGAAUGUGACGUGACCCCUGAGGACCGAGAACAAGCCAAACGUAUGGUCUACUCUGUGGUGUACGGGGCAGGUCGUGAACGACUGUCAGGGAUCCUGGGCGUUAGCUCUGACCAGGCCAGACAGUUCCAGGACCGGUUCCUCCAGACCUACAGAGAAGUCCAGGCCUUCAUCCAGAAGACCAUUCAGAUUUGCCACAAACAAGGUUAUGUGUUAUCCAUCAUGGGUCGUCGUCGGAGCCUCCCUCACAUCCGCUCUCCUGAUUGGGCGACUCGUAUGCAGGCCGAGAGACAGGCCGUCAACUUCACAGUCCAAGGUUCUGCGGCCGACCUCUGUAAGAUGGCCAUGAUCAGGAUCUUUGACCUCGUCUCCUCAUCAUCGUCUCUAACUGCCAGGCUGACGGCACAGCUCCACGACGAGCUCCUGUACGAGGUGGAGGACUCGCAGGUGGAGGAGUUCGCAGCGUUGGUGAAGAACACCAUGGAGUCUCUGCAGCAUAUCCAUCAUCUGGGCGUUCAUCUCAAGGUUCCCCUGAAGGUGGCAGUUUCCUGUGGCAAGUCAUGGGGCUCCAUGUCUGAGCUCAACUUCCCCUCCACAUCUCCCUCUCCUCCUCUUUAGGCCUCCUCCUUUUACUGCCUGUCUGUUCUCCUCUCCUCUGUGUUCACUCCUUUUCCUCCUCUCUGUUUGUCUCUGCCUCAUCUGUGUCCUUCUCUCCUCUCUCUCUCUCUCUCUCUCCCUUUCUCUCUCUCCUACUCUCUCUUCACUUGCCCUGCAUCCACAUCGCCAUGGAAACCAGGCAGCUGCAGCUCCUUUCAGCUCCAAAUUCACUUUUUUUUUUCUUGCUCCAUCCGUAUCCUGGGGCAACGGCAGGAGCCACAGACCAGUUUGUUCCAGUUCUCCCUCUUUUAAUUCUUCUCUUCUUCUUUUUUUUUUCAUGUCCUGCUCCUCCUCCUCCCCCUUCUCCUUCUCCUCCCCUACUCCUCCGUUUUCACACUGCCUGGUUGUCAAGGUGAAGCUCCCGGUUGGUGGCAGUCUUGUUGAUAUUUGUUGGUUAAUACGUUUAUUGUUUCGUGAGAGUUCAUUUUAAAUCACAUUUGAAGAAAAAAAAAAGGCUGAGCAGCUGGAGACAAAAGACAAAUGUUUCACUGUUUCUAACGUUAGAUUUCUCUCCUUGUUUCUCUCCAAUAAAAUUAGCAUUCAUUCACUCUUGGUUAUUAUUACAAAUCAACUCUGCAGACUAACUGUGGUGGACGUCACCAACUGCCUGAACUUCCUGCUCACUUCAGUUCAACCUUCGUUUUGUCUGUUCUUCUUUUUUGUCCUACUUUUCAAAUUCUUUUAUGCUUUCACAUUUUUCCAAGAUUAUUAUUAUUAUCAACUAGUCAUCCAGGUGGCGCUAAUUAACAUUCAGUCAGUUAUAGUUCAUGUGUAGUUGAUGAGAAAUUGAUUUAAAAAAUGCCGACAUCUUUUGUUUGUUUGUUUUUCCUUCCCUCCUUCAGUUUCCAGACCACUCCGCAGCGUGUCCUCACGUUAAUACUCUCACAUGGGCCGGACAUUUAGGAACAAAUAUUUCAAAAGAAAAAAAAACAUUUAUUACACAGAUGAUGGUAAAUGAAGAGGUAAGUCUGCUGACAGUAUCCACAACUGGGUGCAUUUCAUUUAAAACAUUAGUUCUACUACAGUAUGAACUGAGACAAAAGCCAAGUGUCAAACAUCUGUGGACUCCAGCAGAUGAUUCACAUCAGCAGAUCAUCUGGUUUGACUGAAGGACAGCAGUCAAGAGGUUUGAGGAAUUUAGAAAAGAUGGAAAAGAAACCAGUGAGUGGAGUUGUUCAGGAGAUUUGUUCAGGAAAACCUAAAAUGACAUGGAAAUCUGAUGGAAUAGUCACAACAAAUGAUUCUCCUGAAUACUGUUCACUCUGUUCUCACUGCAGGACUUCAAUCACUCUUUGGAAUUAUUCACACUCAGCUGAUUCAAAGCAGAUGAUCUGCUUUUUCACCCAGCUUCUUCUUCUUCCUUCUCUCUCUCUCAUGCACUCACAUUCCACAAAUGCUCUUACAUGUGCACACACACACACACGCACACACACACACACUCCCCCACAGCCACUCAGUCUCUGGAUUCCAGGCAUACUGACUGCGCUUUCUUGUCCGUCACAGUCACAGUCAGUCUCUCUUUCUCUCUCUAUCCUUUUAUCCUGUCCUUCCACGAGGACCUUUUAAAACUCACUCAAAGGUCCUGGCAGAGAUUUACGACCUUUAACACUAAGACUUACCUCCAUUAUUACUAAAUGUCACCUCAUGCCGGCCUACAAUUGAAGUAGCUGCCACUUUUUAAGGCGCUAACAGAGGAGACAUCCAGAACAUUUGUCCAUCAAUCGACUUGUGUCCUGUGGUGUGUCUGUAGUGGUGUACAAAGGCCCCACGCCCCUCUGUUUAAUACAACAAUGGUAAGAGAAGUUUUCCUGAUUUUGUGAAGGCAUCUUCAACACCUUAGAGCUGUUCUCUUUCAUUUCCCUGUUCAGGUGAUGUCAUGAGAAUUUGGUCACAACAAUGGGCCGCUCUGUGGAGCAGAGAGUGUAGCAGCACCACUUCCUCAGCUUUGGUUCCUGUUCUUGCAGCAGUUGUAGUGGGCGGUGAGUGUGAGUGGAAAAGAAACAUCUCAGCUCGUACUGCAUGGUGAGCGUAUUUCAUGAAGCACCUGGGCGUCAGUGUUUUCACCACUUCAGAUUUGAAUGUCUCAAAUGCAGCCCCGAACCAUCACAGAGCCUCCACCCUGGUCAAAGUAUUUCUGUCCUUACCUGACAUUAUAAUGUGGAUUCCACUUAAAACUGUUACUGCUUUUCCUGGGGAAAUCCCCAGGGGUAUUAUUUCCCAUCCAUCCAUCAUGGACUUAGCUCCUCCUUAGAGGCCAGAGGACUGUCCCUGAUAAACAGACCUUUUCAAUAACAUGCACAUCAACCUUGUAAAACCAACAGCUGUGACUGAAGAUUUCAGCACGUCUCUCAUUUGUCCCACUGUUUAAUCCUUUUCUUCAGUGCAGACGUCGCCUUUGAAGCCUGUUAACAGGGAAGAUUUUGUGUCUCACCAUGCAGACCAGCAGGAGCAGCUCAAAGCCGCAGCAGCUCAGACAGUGUUAGAGAAACCCCCACCUCACCUCCCCCCAGUCCCUCAUUGUUCUGUAGCAUUUUUGGGAGAAGGGGGUUGAGGAACAAGUUCCCCUUCCUGGGUUUUUUCUUCUGUGUCCUUUUAUGUACUUUCCUGGGGCGAGUGUGAGAGCGGUAUGUGCAAAUUAUGCCUACCAGGGUAAAACAGUCAGAAAGUUCUCAAACCCCAAACUGUCGACAUAAAGAUCACGUCCACAUUCACUCCAGGUCUUCAAAGGGUACUUUUCAUCCUUAGAAGUGCUGAAAAUAUAUUGUUGUGUUUUAAAGUACGGAAGCUUAAAGUACGACGAGAAACUGCUUAAAAAUUAGAGGUUUUAUCUCAAAAGGUUUAUCAGCUGAAAGAUAAGAAUGUGAAAAGACCAAUACAUUUAAAAGAUUUUGGUUCAAAGAUUACAAGUUAAUCCUGAAGUACAUUUAAUUUUCCAAAUGAUCCAGUAAGUUUAACUAACAAAAAAAAACACAACUAGCCAAAUGUUAGCACAAAACUGGAGACAUACAGAUAACUGAAAGCUAAAAGUUUCAAAAUGAGCAAAUAUUGUAUAAUAUUUGCCAAAAGAUUAAUAAAGGACGGCAGCGGUCAGCAAAAGAUUAAAGACUUAGGAUAAGUAGAUAAAACUUAUCCAAGAGUAACACAGAAAUACAGCGAGGAAAGUGAAAACAUUUACCUGAACUGAACUAGCUUUCUUAAAGUGAGGUGAAAAACCAGAGAAUAGCUAAGAAUUUAUGCACAAUUUUGUAUUAUUUUAUAUUAUCAUAUUUAGUAAAGUUAUCUAAAAUAUACCCAGAAAAGGUAACACGUUUGAAAAAUGUCUAAAAUGUAUUUCAAGUAGAAUUGACUUGAAAUGAUAGAAUAUUUCAAUUCUUUUCUGGCUCUUUGAAAACCAGAAUAAUCUUUUUCUCUCUGGUCUUCUGCAGAGAGGCGGCCAUGUUGGACCACCAUGUGUUCAAAUGAAAACUGAAGAAUGAGGUCAUAUUUGACACCAGAUAUGUAUUUAUGUCACUUCUCCACUAGAUGCUGCUAAAUACUCUGCAUUGUCUCUUUAACCACCGGUCUUUGUGAUGCAGAUUGUUUUUUGGCGAUAAAUGAUUUGAUUGGUUAAUGCUGUCACUUUUAUGACCAGGAGUCACACUCAGCCCACAGGUCCCUCUGAAGAGAACCGUUGUCAAGGGCCGCAGCAUGAGCUUCCUCCCGCUGUCGUGGCAACCGUGGGAUGUGUAAGUGUAGAGACUAAAGUCGUGCAUCUUCACCGGUGACACAGUUUAUUCUGGUCUUUGCUAUGACGUCGCAGAUUGGUUUUGCCCUUUGACCUUUGUCUUUCCCCGCUCAUAUAUGAACAUUUGUUUGAAUUUAUUGCUCGUUGCUUUGAUGCGUUCACUGCACUGCAUCCACCACAGAAAUGUGACUGCUGACACUUAUGUCACGUCACAGGCACAAACACACUUCCUGUUGUUUGUCCAGAACAACUGUUACACUUUGUACAACUGGGCCUUGACCAAGAAAGUGUGAUGCACUCACAUGUCCUUUCAUGUUGAAUCAUGACUGACUCGUGUGAGGAUCAAACCUUGGUUUUAGGCUCAUUUUAUACCAGUCCUUGUUACUAAUUAACCUCUUAA
Cynoglossus semilaevis (tongue sole) is the source of this 8054-nucleotide messenger RNA. It is a transcript of the gene poln, whose product is annotated as polymerase (DNA directed) nu. NCBI's taxonomy places the organism in Eukaryota, Metazoa, Chordata, Actinopteri, Pleuronectiformes, Cynoglossidae. Gene Ontology annotation, molecular function: DNA binding; DNA-directed DNA polymerase activity. Bases 118 to 3891 code for a protein of 1257 amino acids. The record is from RefSeq and is a predicted model, not a curated record. The transcript has 28 exons. Gene Ontology annotation, biological process: DNA-templated DNA replication; double-strand break repair.